This is a messenger RNA of Chroicocephalus ridibundus (black-headed gull), 1972 nucleotides long. It is a transcript of the gene PLA2G3, whose product is annotated as phospholipase A2 group III. Gene Ontology annotation, biological process: phospholipid metabolic process; arachidonate secretion. The transcript has 7 exons. The coding region runs from base 1 to 1674 and encodes 557 amino acids. Gene Ontology annotation, molecular function: A2-type glycerophospholipase activity. The record is from RefSeq and is a predicted model, not a curated record. Lineage: Eukaryota; Metazoa; Chordata; Aves; Charadriiformes; Laridae.
AUGUGGGCGCGCGCGCUGCUGGCCUGCGCGGCGCUGUGCGUGUGCGCGCGCGCCUGGCCCGGCGGCGCCGUGUGCGCGCGGCGGGCGGUGGGCGCGGGCGGCGCGCGCUACGUGGCCUUCCUGAGCGCCGGCCCCGGCCCGGCCGCCCUGGUGGAGAGCGCCUGGGCCGGGCGCGGCCGCCUCCGCGCCUGCUGGACCCGCCGCGACCCGCGCCUGGUCCGCGCUUUCCGCGCCGCCUGCGCCCGCCGCCCGCACGCCGCCCCCGGCGCCGCGCUGCGGCGGGACUUGGCCGCGCUCUGGCGGCGCCGGGCCGCCUGCGCCGACCCCGCGCCGCCCGCAGGGCUCCCCCCCCGCCGCCGCCGCCGGCGGGGCUGGACGCUGCCGGGCACGCUGUGGUGCGGCGCCGGCAACUCGGCAGGAAACGCCAGCGAGCUGGGUCUGUUCCGCGGCCCCGACCGCUGCUGCCGGGAGCACGACCAGUGCUCGGCGCAGAUCGCGGCGCUGCAGUUCAACUACGGCAUCCGCAACUACCGCCUUCACACCGUCUCCCACUGCGACUGCGACGCCAGGUUCCGGCAGUGCCUGCUGGCCCUCAACGACACCAUCUCCAACAUCAUCGGCGUCACCUUCUUCAACCUGCUGGAGGUGCCGUGCUUCGUGCUGGAGGAGAGCGAGGAGUGCGUCCAGUGGCACUGGUGGGGAGGGUGUGAGCGUUACGGUGUGGUACCCCUGGCCAGGAUGGUGCAGCAGAAUCAGUACCACCACAGCCUGCCCGCGCAGGAGACGGGCAGCCCUGCUGCGCAGCCCCCGGGCAAGGGAAAGAAGCCCUCUAGAGUAGGGCGCAAGCGGCUCCGACAAGGACUGAGGCAAAAGCCUGGGCUCCUCCAGGCACAGAGACCUGCGACAGCCCAACAGCCGUGGGGCCCAGGUGCCUUGUCCCCUGCGUCCGCCAGGGACAAGGCUGAGCCCACAACCAGGCACCCAGCAGCGCAGUGGAGGCUGGAGCCCAGUGCCCCACCAGCAGUGACCGUGUUAGAACAGGACCUUGCUGGAAGAAAGCGACUGCCAGGAGGAGCACAGCACGGGGCUGGGGGCUCAGCGCGCCCUGCCUGCAUGGCCCGCACUCAGGAUGGCAGCAUCGGAUCCAGCCUGGCCACAGGGUGCUGCGGAGCCACCCUUGUGCCCGCCGUGAAGGAGCGCAGGCGGCCCGGCCUGCCCAGGGCGUGCAGGCGCUACAAGCACCUGGAUAAGUGCAAGCACCAGAUCGCCCCUCAUGAAGUGAAGUACCAGCUGCGCAACACAGGCACCCAGAUGCUCUUCCACUGCAACUGCACUCGCAGGCUGGCACGGUCCCUGCGCAGGGCGAGGGACCUCAGUGGCAUGGAGGUGGCUGUCCUGGCUGACCACAUGGCCAUGAACUGCUUUGUUCUGGAGCCGACCACUGACUGCAGCCCAGGCAAGGGGCCACAGGACAACUGUAACACAACAACCCGAGCUGUGCUAGUACCUGCGCGGCACCUCAAAAAGACCCUGAGGUGCUGGGGUCUUCCACAUGCGACCUCCAAGGCCAAGCAUCCAGACUGGAAGACACAGGACAGUGGUGACACCCUCUAUGAGCGAUGCCUGCAGCUGGCCUUGGAGCAGAAGCCGGGUGCUUAUGUGGUGCCCCGAUGAUGCCCGAGAAGCACUGCCUUGCAUGGGGAGGAGGACAUGCUGUGCAGCAGCCACAGGGUGGAGAUGCUUGAUUUCUGGUUCUUGAGACAAAGGAUGGCACUGAGCAUGGCUGCUGGCAUGACUAUGGAGCUGGGGGGGGUCACAGCUGGAGCAGAGGGACUGAGAAGCCACUCAAGGAGCUGUGGCUGCAGGGGGUGGCUAUAGCUGCCACUCAUAAGCACCAAAGCGCAGGGAAAGGAACAGGAGGGCUUGGGAAAGGGGAAACUCAGUAUCUCCCUUCCCUGUUGUCCCAGGAGGG